AAUAUAACUAUAUAUAUUCAUAUAUAUAAAAAAAACACACACACACAUUUGCACAUACUAUAAGUUGAACUGGUUAUAAUAUGGCCACAAGACUCGAUCGGUUGGUUUUAUUAUUAGACACCGGCUCAACAACUGCCGUUCGACGUACAGCUGCUCAACAGCUCGGUGAAAUUCAAAAACAACACCCAGGAGAACUUUAUAAUCUUUUAUCAAGAGUUGUUGUACAUUUAAAAAGUAAAGCAUGGGAUACUCGUUGGGCUGCAGGUCAGGCAUUAGAAGCAAUAGCUGCUAAUGUUCCUGUUUGGGAUCCGCCCAUCGAUAGUCCUGAUGCAAUUGAAGAUAACGAUGUUGACCAACACAAACUACAGUUUAACCAGUUUGAUCUUGCAUCCGUUCUUCAACAUGGCAAGCUAUUAUUAGGUUCGGCUGGUAAAGAAUAUGAUAUUGAUUUUUCAGAUAUGACACCACAAGAACGAUUGGAACUUCAGAGACGUAAUUUAAAAGAACGUUUAGGUCUAGCAAGUCAAUUUAUGGAUGUUGAUUUGGUAGAAGACGCUGAUUUAGAAACAAAACACAACAAAAAGACUGUAUCUAAAAGUCCUUCACCUUCACCAUCUACUACUACCACUACUACCACUACCACUACCACUACUACUAAUACUACUACUAUUUCACCUGCUAUUGCUGAAAUCAAUAUGGCUGGGUUAUCAGCUCGUGAACGAAACAUGUUAAAACGUAAAAUGAAAUUAGAGUCAAAGAUGAAGAAUAAAAAAGAAAAAGUCCGUGUACUGGAUUUGAAAGGCAAAUCACCAAAAUCUAUUAAAGUAGAGAGUAAAGAAGAAUUCGAAUUCACUGCUCAACCUCAAUCAGAUAAAUUUGUUGUAGAAGUAAAAAAACCUGUAAAUGAAAAUAAUCCAGAUGAGGUUCAAAGAGAUUGGCCAUUCAAAAUGAUUUGUGAGCAUUUAUGUUUAGAUUUAUUUGAUCCUGCUUGGGAAAUUCGUCAUGGAGCUGGUAUAGGUUUACGUAGUAUUUUAAAGGCUCAUGGUAACGGUGCUGGCAAAAGACUGGUAAAGGAUAAAAAUAAAAAUGAUGAACUACAUAAUGCAUGGUUAGAGGAUGUGGCAAUUCGUUUACUAUGUGUCUUUGCAUUAGAUCGAUUUGCCGAUUUUGUAUCUGAUCAAGUCGUUUGUCCUGUCCGUGAGACAUGUUCACAAACAUUAGGCGUUGUAUUGCAAUAUAUGACACCCAAUUCUGUACAAAAAGUUCAUGAAAAUUUAUUAAAACUCAUUAACCAAGAUGAUCCUGCUUUUGGCGGACGCUCGAUUUGGGAAGUACGACAUGCAGGUUUAUUAGGACUCAAAUAUACAGUAGCCGUCAGAAAGGAUUUAGUAGAACUGUUAGUAGAAGGUACUACAGGCGCUAUCAUUUUAGGUUUAAGAGAUCAUGAUGACGAUGUAAGAGCCGUCAGCGCUGCUACAUUAUUGCCUAUUACAGCUGAAUUUGUACGUAUGAGUUCAAAGGAUCGUAUUCAGAUUGUCAUGUCAACUUUAUGGGACUGUCUUAUCGAUCUAAAAGAUGAUCUAACAGCUUCUACUGGAGCUGUCAUGGAUCUAAUCGCAAAGAUGUUUGAACAGCCGGGUGUAAUGGAUAUGGUUCGUGAACACUGCAGUUUAUCAGAACUUGUACCCCGUCUUCAUCCAUUUUUUAGACAUACCAUUGCUAGUGUUCGCAUGGCCGUUUUGAAUACUUUACUAACAUUUAUUGACUGUGGUACAGCCUCUGAAUGGAUUGAUGAACGCGUUUAUCGUCUUACGUUUCAAAACUUGAUUGUGGAAGAAAAGUUAGAUAUUAUCGAAAAGACAUUAGCAGUUUGGAAAGGUCUGACGAUUAGUGGUAAAGUAGAAACAGCGCUUGUAUUACAGGGAACACAAAAUUGGCUUGGUAGUUGGUUUGAGAUUACCAUGACACCUAUUGGCCAGCCACUUGACACUGCAUCUUACUUUUAUAAACCUCCUGGAGCUUUUGGUAAUGGUGGAACAUUAGCCAAAACAACGUCAGCGCCUAUUAUCGAUAGAGCUAGUAAGAGGAAUAAAAGGGCAAAUACAAAUGUGAAUGUUGGGGAUGCAGAAACUCUAUCUAAGGACAUAGAUAGAGAAGAUGGACACAAUUUAGAUGCAGGUAUGAUUGCUCAAGAUUUCUCAUUGAUUACUACCGAACAAGUGAUGCGCUGUCGUGUUGCCUGUACAACUGCAUUAGGUAUGGCAAUGAGCACCUGGCCGGACGAUUCGAUGGAAAUGUCAUAUCAGGAAGUUUUAUUAAACCUCUUAACUUCUCAGUGGGCGCUUAAACGACAAUUAGGAGCAAUGGCAGUCGAAGAAUGGGCUAAAGCUGUCUUAAAAGCCCGUUACAAUGUUGAUCGUAUCAGUCAUGCUCCUCCAGAUGCUAUCUUAGCCACAACUCAUAACUUCCCUAAAUCACUCUCAAACGCCAUGAUUGCCAACUUGGAGAAUGCUGCAUCUAACACAACUGCGUUUUAUUUUGAGCUUGUUCAUGUCUUAAAACGUAUUCGAAAUGAAUGUCAAAAUCUUAUGAAUGCGUUCAAUAUUGAAGCAAAAGUACCAAUCGAACAUAUUCCUACUCUUCCAAUUUUAGUGCCUGGAGAGGGGCUACCAGAACAAGGACCAUUAUUUACAAUUGAAACUGCAACUAAGGUAGUAAGUGAGACUUUUGGAGCGCUAUUGGCUAAGGUGCCUCGUGCAAAAGGUCGAGCAGCCCUUAUAACUGCUCUGGAAGAACGUCAACGACGUAUAGUUGCUUCUAUUGGCUAUUUCGAAGAACUCAAACAAAAAAUUGAAAUCAACGUUUACGCAAGUACAGCAGGGGCAGUAGUUGAAUUGGGUGUCUUACCUACGAAACUAAAUCCAAUUAUUCGCAGCAUUAUGAAUAGUAUAAAGUAUGAUGAAAGCUUAGAAUUACAACGACGAUCAGCAGCUACUUUAACAGAUUUAAUUGCCUUAUGCGAGCGAUUUAAGGCACGUACAAACCCUAACGACAAAAUAAUUAAAAACCUAUGUACCUUCUUAUGUUCUGAUACAACUGUAACACCUAUUCUUCAAGAAAAUCAAACGAAAUUAGGUAUUCUAUCAGUUAUUAAAGAAGAUUCUGGAAAGAACUUGGUUAAGGAAGAACUCACACAAGAACAAAAGGAUGCUCAACUGAUGAAGCGUGGUGCUGAACUUGCUCUUAGUGAACUUUGUGAUACAUUUGGUGAUCGUGUUUUCGAUAUUGUACCUAAAUUAAAGGAAUGUAUUAGUCAGAGAAUUAUGGAAAUUUUCCCUGAAAGUAUGAGUGGUGUAGAUGGUGUUGAAAAAUCAGAUGAAAUGAUUGCCAAAGAUUUACAAGCAGGACAGGACGUUGUUGAUUCUCUUACUAUUUUAACAAACAUCAUUCCUUACCUUUCAGAAGGGCUUUGGGAACAAAUUGUUGAAAUUGUGCCUUAUAUAUGUCGAUCACUUCAGUCUUGUUAUGCUGUCAUUCGUAAUAUUAGUGCCCGCUGUCUUGCUGCCAUUGCCAACGUUAUAACGUCCAAGACAAUGCAAAUGAUUGUUGACAAUGUUGUGCCACAAUUAGGCAACUCUUUGAACUCCUAUUAUCGUCAAGGUGCCUCUGAAUUGGUCUAUCAUCUUGUUCAGCUCCUAGAUACUAAGAUUUUACCCUACACAAUUUUCUUAAUCGUGCCAAUUCUAGGUCGCAUGAGUGAUCCUGAUGAAUCAGUCCGUCUUGUCUGUACUAAUUGUUUUGCACUCUUGAUUAAACUCGUGCCAUUAGAGGCUGGUAUUCCUGAUCCACCAGGAAUGUCUCUUGAAAUGCUAGCUCAUCGUGAUGAAGAACGUCGUUUCUUGUCUCAAUUAUUGGAUAGUUCCAAGGUUGAAAAUUAUGAAAUCCCAGUUAAGAUCAAUGCAGAACUUCGAAAGUAUCAGCAAGAAGGUGUUAAUUGGUUAGCUUUCUUAAAUAAAUUCCAUCUUCAUGGUAUUCUUUGUGAUGAUAUGGGUCUUGGUAAAACUCUUCAAUCAAUUUGUAUACUUGCUGGAGAUCAUUUCCAUCGAGCACAAAAGUAUGCAGAAACCAAUAGUCCAGAAUUUAUAGCUGUCCCUUCACUUGUAAUUUGUCCACCUACCCUUACAGGCCAUUGGUAUCAUGAAAUUAAAAACUAUUGUGAUAAUUUAAGACCAUUAUUAUAUACAGGCGGGCCUGCGGAAAGAAAAAAAUUGCGCUCUAUAAUUCCUAAACAUGAUGUAAUAAUUAUGUCUUAUGAUAUUAUUCGUAAUGAUAUUGACGAACUAGCACGUAUUACAUGGAAUUAUUGUAUUCUGGAUGAAGGACAUAUUAUCAAGAAUGGAAAAACAAAAAUUACAAGAGCUAUUAAGUCACUUCAAUCUAAUCAUCGCCUUAUUCUUUCUGGUACACCUAUCCAAAAUAAUGUAUUGGAAUUAUGGUCUUUAUUUGACUUUUUAAUGCCAGGAUUCUUAGGCUCUGAAAAGAUAUUCAAUGAAAGGUUUGGAAAACCUAUUCUAGCGAGUAGAGAUAGUAAAUCAUCAUCUAAAGAACAAGAAGCAGGUGCACUUGCGUUAGAAGCAUUACAUAAACAAGUGCUUCCAUUCUUAUUACGUAGAUUGAAAGAAGACGUAUUACAUGAUCUUCCUCCAAAAAUUAUCCAAGAUUAUUACUGUGAGCUUAGUGAUUUGCAGAAAUCAUUGUAUGAAGAGUUUGCUAGAUCACAAGCUAGAACAUCAGUUGAGCAAGAUCUUGGAGAAAAGACUAAAGGAGCUACACACAUUUUCCAAGCAUUACAAUAUCUUCGUAGAUUAUGUAAUCAUCCUUCAUUAGUUGUAAGCGAUAAAUAUCCUUACUAUAAAAAAGUACAAGCAUUUCUGGAAAGGACAAACACAAGUAUACAUAGUAUUUCAAACGCACCCAAACUACAGGCUUUGAGACAACUAUUAGGUGAAUGUGGUAUUGGUGCAACUCCAUCUGCAGAAUCUGAGUCUGACCCUUCAGCUAUGGCUAUUGGCGCAGUGAGUCAGCAUCGAGCCUUAAUCUUCUGUCAACUCAAGCCUAUGUUAGAUAUUAUUGAAAAUGACCUAUUCAAAGAACUUAUGCCAACUGUGAGCUAUUUGCGUUUAGAUGGUUCAGUUGAAGCCAAUAAACGACAUGAACUUGUACAAAAAUUCAAUGCUGAUCCAUCUAUUGAUGUCUUAUUACUUACAACCCAUGUAGGUGGUUUAGGUCUAAACUUGACAGGAGCUGAUACCGUCAUUUUUGUGGAGCAUGAUUGGAAUCCAAUGAAGGACUUACAGGCCAUGGACCGUGCCCAUCGUAUAGGUCAAAAAAAGGUAGUCAAUGUUUAUCGAUUAAUCACGCGUGGUACCUUAGAAGAAAAGAUUAUGGGCUUACAAAAGUUCAAGUUGAAUAUUGCUAACUCUGUUGUGAAUCAACAAAAUUCUGGCUUACAAAGUAUGGAUACAGAUCAAAUACUAGAUCUCUUUACAGUUGGUGAUGAACAGCCCAAAAAGAAGUCUAAGAAUAGCGAUGUGGCUACAGAAGGAUUGGGAUCUGCAAAAGCUAUUUUGGAAGAUCUUGAAGCAUUAUGGGAUGACAAAGAAUAUAAAGAAGAAUAUAAUAUUGAUAGUUUCAUAAAUAGCUUAAAUUAACACACUAUAAUGUGUAUAUAUAGACAAUAAAAAUAAAAUAAAAAUAAGAAAGUAAAAGUAAAUAAUACAUAAGUAUG
Cokeromyces recurvatus is the source of this 5788-nucleotide messenger RNA. RefSeq lists its product as uncharacterized. NCBI's taxonomy places the organism in Eukaryota, Fungi, Mucoromycota, Mucoromycetes, Mucorales, Mucoraceae. Bases 81 to 5711 code for a protein of 1876 amino acids. Gene Ontology annotation, molecular function: DNA binding; TBP-class protein binding; ATP hydrolysis activity. The record is from RefSeq and is a predicted model, not a curated record. The transcript has 12 exons.